GUCUUCAAAAUAAUUAACACUUCUUUUAGGAUGCUGGCCAUCAUUUGCCUACUAUUUUUUGUCUUACAAACAUCGGGUAUUGAGUUGACAUUUGAACUGCCUGACAAUGCAAAUCAGUGUUUUUAUGAAGAUAUCAAAGCUGGAGUAGAUUGUGUUAUCGAGUUUCAGGUAGUUACUGGUGGGCAGUAUGAUGUUGAUAUGACUUUGGAAGAUCCGCAUGGAAAAGUGUUGUAUAAAGAUGUCAAAAAGCAGUAUGACAGCUAUAACUGGAAAUCACAGGUGCCCGGCACAUACAAGGCAUGCUUCUCUAACGAAUUCUCUACAUUUUCUCACAAAAUAGUCUAUAUGGACUGGCAGGUCGGUCCUCCUGAUCAACACAAUAAAGUCCCAGCUCCAGCUAAUCAUGCUAUGACCACUAUUGAAAAUUCUGCUGUUGCGAUAGCUGACAAGUUGAGAGUGGUGGAUGACUACCAAACACAUCAUCGUCUGCGUGAAGCUACUGGCAGAAAGCGGGCAGAGCAGUUGAACGAGCGUGUCUUACUUUGGAGUUUGGGUCAAACAACACUUAUCAUUCUUAUUGGAAUUGCUCAGGUCAUGCUGCUACGGUCAUUCUUUUCGGAGAAGCGAACGAGGUACUAGGCAGCGAUACGUAAACAAGUGUCUGCCAUUUAUUUACCUUUCACAGUAAUCUGUGCAUAAGUGCUAUGUAUUGUAUGAUGUCACAGUAUUGUUUUCUCCUCUCGCUUGCAUCAAUAAUGUUGUAGUUGUUUAUCUGAUUUAUGAGGGUGAUAUGCCUCUGCUUAUCGUUAGGAUUCAAAGAGGCACUUCGUUGCGUACUCUCCUUGUUCAUGGGAUAAUUUAAAAAGCAUGAAUAAUUGUUAUUUGCUAUGGUUCAUUUUUAUAAUCGUGAUGACGACUUGACUGCGGUCUUUGCGCACACAGAAGGAUAAAAUUCCCAUACAAACAGGCAACACCUCAACGCUAAGCUCGGUCUUUUCCAGUGCCUGAAACUAUCAUAUGUAAGAAGAAAAACUACUCGAGAAGAGACAGAAACAAAAAUUGGGAGUGCGUGCGUGUUGCGCGCGGUCGCGCCAUCGUCACGGUUUUUUGAAUGCUCUGUACUGUGUUCUUUGUUGAAAAAGCACA
This is a messenger RNA of Cylicocyclus nassatus, 1146 nucleotides long. The record is from the annotation of a GenBank genome assembly. NCBI's taxonomy places the organism in Eukaryota, Metazoa, Nematoda, Chromadorea, Rhabditida, Strongylidae.